GUGUUGGAGUAGGACUGUUUGCACGCGCUGCACAGCACAGCUAAGAGAGCGCAACAGAGACAGAGGGAGCUGGGCUUCACAGUCAACGGGAGGACUGCAAUCGCAUGAGAGGGAAAAAAGUGGGAUGGUCCGAUUCUGCCACAGGACAGCCCAUGGUUGCAUGUUCCAUCUCUUAUUUUCUCUCUCUCUUUUUACUGCCUCUGGAUUGCGGGAUGCAUUGGUUUUGGGAUGUUAAAUGACCCCUUGUUUCGCUGCCAAUGACAUUCAACAAUUCCUUCCUCACACACAUCCGCUGUGGCGCACUGGGAGUACAGCGCGCUUAUACUUCUGGAUUUCACUGGGUCUUUGGGACGUCUUCAAACAGGAGAAAAGCCCACUGGAGCCAGGAGACCAAACUGUUUCGGGAGCAGAGCUGAAUUUCAUUACCAGGCGAUUAGUUAGGGCUACUGAAGCCAGAGGGGUUUGUUUGACAGUUGUGUGCAGACACACUCUCUCCUUCCUUCUUACUGCACGGGUAAACACUGAGAAGAAGAAAGAUUUGGAGCAGCAUGAGAGCGGCUGUGCAGAGACCGGAGCGAGCGACAGCCUGAUGUGGGGAUAGCGGGGAUAGUGGACCCAGGACUGCUGCUCUCGCCCUGCCUCCCUCAAGGGCUUCGUCCCAGCAUAAAUCAGUCGACAGCGUCUCUUCCGCCAGCAGCGACACCCCCCACUAGCCAGCCCCCCCAGCUCCUCAGGGAAGACCGCUGGCUAAUAGGGCUCUUAUUUUCCCUCACAGGCCAACGACCUUCAAGUGAAACACUGAGCCAAUCACCCAAAAACGCAGACGACAAUAACACGCGCCCAAGUACUUUUGCACGCAAACCAACUUGUUCUCACAAACACACACACACACACCACUGAAGGCGAAAUAUAAAAGUAUUAGCUGAGCCUUCAUGGGCUUCAGCGGCAGUGGAAUGCUGGCUCAAAGGGAUGGAUGUUGUUGUGUUUUCUAGUGGAUGUUAGUGGACUAGCCACAGCUCCCCUGACCUCUGAGGUGACCUGUAAGGAUGGUUGGAGGUGACCUCCGGGAAGCUUAAAGGUCAUCUACAACAACGAGACCCCCAGAGAGAGAGAGAGAGAGAGAGAGGGAGGAAAAGAGAUGCCCAUCCCUCAGACUCACUGAACCCACCGGCUUAGUGACCGGCCAGUCCGGUGUCAACGCCGGCCUGCCAUAGAGAAUCAAUGAGGAUUUAAUUGUCGUGCACUGUGAUAAAAAUCCAAAUGACCACCGGAGUAGCUGCUGGCGGAACCUUCGGCUAAGAAUCUGGGAUACGGCGCUGUGCUGUCUUUUGAUAAUGGUGCUACCACAGGAGGAUUAAUUGUUUAUUGAGGGGCUGAAGUAAACACCAUAAAGCAUCGGUGUUUGCACUGAACAGCGAAUGGGUCUAUCUGGCUGAGGACCACAGUCAAUAUCUCCCCGUAACCGCCUAAUGCUUUAUGGGGGAAGAGAAUCUGACCUUUGCUGUUUUGUGUAUUUUCUGAAAGCCCUGUUAUUGGGGGAAUUACAAAUAUCAUAAACAGUGGACAGACUGGGUAGUGCCCGGUCAAGGUGCUUAUCUGCUUUUACUUUCCUCAUCAUCUAUUUCAAUCAAAAAGAAGGAGAGAAUGUGAGAAAAAGAGAAAAAAAAAGAAGAAAAGUGCUCUUGGAAUAGGAGCCUACUGAUGUUUUCUAUUGAGUGAAGAGUGACCAGAUGCUGGUUUCAUUGCGAACAGGUGUACCACUGAGCGGAGUACAGGUGGUGUGUCGUUCCCCUGAAGAGGCCAUGCUGGAAUUGGAUAACCCAGCUGGAUCCUGUCAAGACGUCUGUGGCCCACACACCAAGCCCUGGGGUGUAGACUGAGCCCAGGGGAAGGGAUAAUGCAUAUUCCUCCUGUGCUGGAAGAAGCCAUCAUGAGCAACGUCACUGUGCACGACAACACUGAGUCCAUUGUCAGUCCCAACAUGAACCUGGCCGCGAGCGCCAGCUACCCCGUCAGCUUCCAGGUGUCGCUGACGGGCUUCCUGAUGCUGGAGAUCGUGCUGGGUCUGAGCAGCAACCUGACCGUGCUGGCCCUCUACUGCAUGAAGUCCAACCUGGUCAACUCUGUCAGCAACAUUGUCACCAUGAACCUGCACGUGCUGGACGUCAUCGUGUGCCUGUGCUGCAUCCCACUGACCAUCGCCGUGGUGCUGCUCUCGCUGGAGGGGGACGUGGAGCUGGUGGGCUGCUUCCACGAGGCCUGCGUCUCCUUCGCCAGCGUGGCCACGGCCGCCAACGUGCUGGCCAUCACGCUGGACCGCUACGACAUCUCUGUCAAGCCGGCCAACCGCGUGCUGACCAUGGGCCGCGCCGUGGCGCUGCUUGGGGCCAUCUGGGUGCUGUCCUUCCUCAGCUUCCUGGUGCCCUUUCUGGAGGUGGGCUUCUUCGGGCCCGAGCCGCAGCCAGAUCGGAACCAGACGGCAGCCACGUCGACGACAGUGGACACGAGUGACCAGGACUACGCGACACUGGGCCUGUACUACCACCUGUUGGCCCAGAUCCCCAUCUUCAUCUUCACGGCCGUGGUGAUGCUGGUGACCUACUACAAGAUCCUGCAGGCGCUCAACAUCCGCAUUGGCACACGCUUCCACAACUCGCAGAAGAAGAAGAAGUCGCGGCGGAAAAAGAACAUCUCACUGAUGGCCACGUCCCAGCAGACGGCGCAGACGCAGCAGCCCGAGCCCACCGACGCCUCGCAGAGCAGCGGCUACCGCAUGCCUGCGCUGGGCAUGCGCACGUCGGUGUCGGUCAUCAUCGCGCUGCGGCGUGCCGUGAAGCGGCACCGAGAGCGACGGGAGCGACAGCGGCGUGUCUUCCGCAUGUCGCUGCUCAUCAUCUCCACCUUCCUGCUGUGCUGGACGCCCAUCACGGUGCUCAACGCGAUCAUCCUCAGCUCCGGGCUCAGCCAGCUGACCCUCAAGCUGCGGCUGGGCUUCCUGGUCAUGGCCUACGGCACCACUAUCUUCCACCCGCUGCUCUAUGCCUUCACCAGGCAGAAGUUCCAGAAGGUGCUCAAGAGCAAGAUGAAGAAGCGCGUGGUGUCCAUCAUCGAGUCAGAUCCGCUGCCCAACAACGCAGUCAUCCGCAACUCGUGGAUCGACCCCAAGAAGAAUAAAAAAGUGACGUUUGAGGACCACGAGGCCAGGCAGAAAUGCUUGUCCUCAGAGGACAUGGAUUGAGUGCAGAGACGGACAUUACACACACUCUCUGCUUUCAAAAACUGACCGACACUAACAGUGUUCUCAUCAGGAAACAUUCACAAAAGGGAAGACAUUUAUCUAAAAGGUGUCAUGCAAAUACGUGUGUAUCAAAAGUGUAAAAGAGAAAUAGACAGAUAAUUUAUUACUAUUUAUUCUGACUUUAUGACAGAGUAUGGUAGACUUCAUAGAGUCGUUCUAUAAUUUAUGCUGUAUAUAAUGCAUGGCUUUUUGUAACUGUAGACAUCUAC
Molecule: messenger RNA, 3507 nt
Organism: Alosa sapidissima (American shad)
Lineage: Eukaryota; Metazoa; Chordata; Actinopteri; Clupeiformes; Clupeidae
Gene: gpr22b
Product: G protein-coupled receptor 22b
Exons: 3
Coding region: 1898-3238 (446 amino acids)
Biological process (GO): G protein-coupled receptor signaling pathway
Cellular component (GO): membrane
Molecular function (GO): peptide binding; G protein-coupled receptor activity
Source: RefSeq, a predicted model, not a curated record